Messenger RNA from Oldenlandia corymbosa var. corymbosa, 2275 nucleotides. The record is from the annotation of a GenBank genome assembly. Lineage: Eukaryota; Viridiplantae; Streptophyta; Magnoliopsida; Gentianales; Rubiaceae.
CUUUCUUCAAAUCCUCUAUUUUUCUCCUUAAAUUUCUCUCUCAUCAUUCGUAAAAAUGAUAAAAUCCCUUUUCCCCCAACUGCUCCCUUUUUCACUUUUAUGGCUUUCCAGUAUAUUUUAUAAAAGGAAGUUUGAGUGAUACACGCAGUCACACACUAGAUAUAGGACCAUACACGUAUGCUUUUGUUUGGUUUGUAUAAAUUAGCCAGAAUAUAUACAACGGGAACUGAAUAUUUGUAGUCCUUCCCUCGUCUGCAGUUUCGGAGGAUUUUGUCUUUUUUUUUUAAGUUUCUCUCCGAAGCUGCCGAAGUUACAAAGUUUGAAUUUUGGAACCGGGGUGGAUGUUAGCUAGUAGAAUUAUGGAUUGUCAAGCUGCAAUUUUGAUGGGUUUAAUGGUACUAAUGUUGGGUUGGGUUUCGGAUAUGCAGAGUUGUGAAGCUUUUGGGACCUUCGGGUUUGAUAUCCAUCACAGAUAUUCUGAUUCCGUCAGAGGUUUUCUGGACCUUAAUGACGACUUGCCGGAAAAAGGGUCCGUCGACUACUUUGCCACCAUGGCACGCCGUGAUCACCUCAUUCGGGGCCGCCAUCUUGCUGACACCACCGCCCCUAUCAUUUUUGCUGACGGAAAUGACACCCUCCGGAUUAAUUCUCUUGGAUUCUUGUAUUAUGCAAAUGUCUCUGUUGGGACGCCAGACUUGUGGUUUUUGGUGGCCCUGGACACUGGAAGUGACUUGUUUUGGCUGCCUUGUGAUUGUCGCAGUUGUGUGCGAGGCUUGAUUACAAGUUCAGGGCGGCAAAUAGAUCUCAAUAUGUACAGCCCUAACACAUCCUCGACUAGCAUGGUUGUUCCCUGCAACAAUACCAUCUGCAAUGCACGCCGAGCAAGGGCAUGUUCAGUUGGACGCAAUGCUUGUGAGUAUCAAAUUCAAUACCUUUCAAAUGGAACUUCAUCCACUGGGGUGUUAGUGGAGGAUGUUUUACACAUGGCUGCUGAUGAUGGCCCAGGAAAAGUUGUUGAAGCACCUAUUACGUUCGGCUGUGGGAUAAUACAAACUGGUGGAUUUUUGGAUGGUGCUGCUCCUAAUGGUUUAUUGGGGCUGGGUUUGGAUAAAAUAUCAGUUCCCACUACGUUAGCUACAAAAGGGCUCGCGGCGAAUUCUUUUUCAAUGUGUUUUGGUCAGGAUGGGAUUGGCAGAAUUGUUUUCGGAGACCAAGGAAGUUCAGAUCAAGGAGAAACACCUAUUAAUCUCUAUGAACCACACCCAACUUACAACGUCAGCAUAACACAGAUUACCGUGGCUGAGAAUAUCACAAAUGUUGAUUUUGAUGCUAUUUUUGAUUCUGGUACAUCAUUUACUUAUGUGAAUGACCCAGCUUACACAAUCAUAACUCAAAAUUUCAAUUCUCGAGUGCAACUACCGCGUUAUCAAUCUGAUUCCCAACUUCCAUUCGAGUAUUGCUAUACACAAAGUCCAACUGAAACAGGUUCACCAUUGCUUAAUUUGACUAUGAAAGGCGGGGAUAAGAUUUUGGUUACCAAUCCAAUUGAAAGAUUGGCUCUAAAGGGAGGAGGAUCUAUAUACUGUCUUGCAAUUAUCAAAAGUGGUGAUGUCAACAUUAUUGGUCAAAACUUUAUGUCUGGUUAUCGCAUUGUUUUCAACCGAGAGAGAAUGGUUUUGGGAUGGAAACCAUCUGACUGCAAUGAUGCUGUGCAACUCAAUCCCGCAUCAAGUCCAUUCCCAAUAAACCAACAGAAUUCAUCUGGAGCUCCUUCACCUUCUGCUGUAGUCCCAGAAGCCACAUCAGGAAGGACAAGUGGUUCUGGGGGAUCAUCUUCAGUCCCACCACAAUCUCGUGAGGGGAGCUUUGCUCCAGAUUCAAGUUCCUUUGCUCGGAAGCUCCUGAUCUUCCUGCUUUCACUCGGCAGCUAUUAUUUGUUCAUUCUUUAGUAGUCGCUUAGACAAUUUUGUUUACAAAAAAUUGAACUACGUUAUACAGUAGCAGUAGGUUGCCACGAUUGGGUUGAGUUUUACACGGUGAUGUGCUAUUUUUGAGUUUAUAAGGCAAUUUCAUGUUGCUCUGAAUUAUUUGUAGAUAUCUAGUUUUCCUAUUGGAUUACACAUCUUUUUUGUAUUGCUUACAUCAUUGAUCAUGCUAUAGAGUAAUAAAAUUAUAGAUUAACUGGCUACCAGUUCCAAUUACCAUUGUCAGUCACUGCUUAUAUUUUCCUCCUUUUCUUUCCCCAAAAUAAAACACAACAGAGCUUCAACCAAUC